UAAAUAUUUUAUUUCUUCCAGGGAACAGCUUCAGAACAUCUCAGACUAAGAAACUCUCAACUGUGCUGAGAAGAACAUUGAAGAUGGACCAUUUUCCCUUCCCUCUCACUGGAAAGGAUUUAAAAAAGAACUGAAGUGGCAGAGCUUUUGAGUUCAUCUUCAGGAUGAAUGAAUUUCGUUCAGGAGACAAGCCAGAAGACGACCUGCAGCCCUUAUUUGUCAGCGACAAAAAUGGAAACACUUAUGCAUACCACCCCAAACCACCACCCGCAGAGCUGGCAGGCUGUUGGCAUUCUGCCAACCCAGACGACAUGGUGGUGGAUUAUGAAGCCAACACUGCUGCGGACGGUGGUGAAAACAUGGCCUUAAACCCUCAGUGUGUCGAAGAACUUGAUCACCAAAAGGCUCCAAGUGAUUUCCCUGGCCCCGCACAUGCUGUAGUCACAGGGGAGCCCAGGCACCCGCGUAGCUGCUGUCAUUCCCGACGGUCCCCUCAGGGCCAGAUUGAGGAGACAUCUCCGCCUUUUGCGUGGGAACCCCAGGAGGGCGAUUGGAGUUGUGCAGACUGCCCAGAUGCCUUGCAGCUAAACCAGACCUUUGACAUGAGAGUGGGUAACGCUACCUGCGCCUUUGCAAAACACCACGCUGUGGGAAAGAGCCAGUCUUUGCACGCCUCUGGGAGCCUGCAACCAACUGGCAUGAGAAGUGGAAAUACGUCUCUAUCCUGUUCCGUUCGCCCAUCUUCCCAUUCUGAUAAGACACACAUGACAGGGACGAGUUACGAUAGAGGCGUCUUUAAAAGCCCUGCGGCCACAGCCUCAGAGGCCCAGGGCACAAUGUGCACAGCGUUUUCUGAGGUGCUGAUGCAAACUGAGGCUUUUGUUCCAGAUGCUGGAAAUGCCGGUCCGUAUUCUUCAGGAAAUGUCACCAGUGAGUACACAGAUGGGCCACAGCAAAGACGAGCUGGAGAAAAAGAGGCACACGCUCUGACACCAGUUUCUGAUGGCAUGGAUGUUCCCAGCGGGUCUGCAGUGAAGGAGUUCUUUUGUUUAUCUAACGAUGAACCACAUAGUGAGACACAUUCAGCCAGCUCAUAUGGGCCAAAGGAAAUGGGCCAAAAUCUAGGAGAAACAGUGUCUGGUUGUCUUAUCGAUGACAAAUGCCCUUGCCUGGUGCCAGCUUUUGAUAACAGCACAGCCCCAGUGCUGUGCCCGGAACCCAACGUCACCGGGGCCGAACACACACAGAUUGCCCCCCAUGAAGAGGACCUGGAAAUCCAUACAGAUACCAUAGAACUGGCCCCAGGUAGCCCCCCUGGACAUUCACUUGAACUGACUUGGGAUGAAAACGAUAUGGUCAUUAGUGCAAAUGACACCAUUUGCAUGUCCACGCCAAUCCCCAACCCCCUGAAUGCAACCUUUUUUGUUUCCCCCAUCGAGGCGACCGAGAAAUGUAGCAACCUGGAGAAGAGUCACCCAGAGCUUUCUAAACCGAACGUAGGAAAGCCAACAACCAAAGCAAAUACCCCGAUAGGCAGCAAAGUCAGAAAGAACAAAAUCAUAAGUUACCCAAGACCGAACUUCAAGAACGUCAAAGCCAAAGUGAUGUCGAGGCCUGCAUUGCAGUCCCACGACCCUGCUUUGUCAAAGGUCACACCCAGGCCUCAGCUGACCAGUGCCUCCUCAUCCCCCUCAUCGGUGUCUUCCUCGAGACAGUUGACAGUGCUGAGCAAAACACGGAGAUCCGACUUGAACGCAGACACAAAAACAGAAACCCCAAUUAACAAGACGCAGAAGCAGCAGUUGAAUAAACUCAUCACGAGCCAGGCUGAGCGUGUUGCAACUCAUUCUAAAAAUGCUUCCCACAGGGUUUCAAGAACAACACCUGCCCUGAAAUCGAAUCGGGAAGAUGUUGACAAAGCCAGUUCUUCUAAUUCGGCUUGCGAGCCCGGGUCCGUGGCUUCGUUUCUCCAGAAGUGCAGGGGCCUGUUCUCGGUGACCAUGGAAAGCCCGGAGUGCUUGGAAAUGACGUACGUGUCCAACAUCCAGAGGAUUAGCCCUGAAGAGAAGGGCGAACAGGAAAACGGGGCCCUUCUGGAAAAACAAGACCUAAAGAAGGACAUUUUGAAUGAGACCUUUGAGUAUGGGUCUCUGUUUUUGGGUUCUGCUUCAAAAGCUGCCACCCCCGCAGGGAGGAAUACACCCAAGCCCGACGCCUCCAGUGUGCGGAUAACACCUGGUCCGAAAGCCAAAGUGGGCCCUCCUGCUUCCUGCUUGAGGUGCACCAGCAACAGCAGAACGCUCAGUGCUGAUCGGACCUUAUCUUACCAGAGGAUCAGGCGUGCGGCCGGUUCUGGAAAACCUACAUCUUUGAAAACUGCACAGCCGUCUUGGGUGAAUUUGCCUCGACCGCUUCCUAAGUCCAACGCGUCCUUGAAAAGCUCUGCGCUCCGGCGGACAGGCAGCCCCUCCUCCAUCGCCAGCACCCACAGUGACCUGAACGCUUACAGCAGUAAUUUUGAAAACGGCAGACAAAAGACUCCCAGGAGUUUAUGCAUCCAAACUCAGACGUCUCCAGAUGUGCUCUCCUCUGAGAAAACACUCGAGUUGGCUCAGUAUAAAACCAAAUCGGAGAAGCAGAGUCGGUUUAUCCUGCACCUUAAGCAGCUUGUUUCCUGCGGGAAUGCCAAGUUUGAAGCAUUAACCGUUGUGAUUCAGCACCUACUGUCUGAGCGGGAGGAAGCCCUGCAACAGCACAAAGCCCUGUCGCAAGAGCUCCUGAGCCUCCGGGGAGAGCUGGUCACUGCUUCGACCACCUGUGAGAAAUUAGAAAAAGCCAGGAAUGAGUUGCAAGCAGCUUAUGAAGGAUUUGUCCAGAAGCUGAACCAGCAGCACCAGACGGAUCUCACCGAGCUAGAGAAUCGGCUCAAAGAGUUCUACACCGAGGAGUGUGAGAAGCUCCAGAACAUUUACAUCGAAGAAGCAGAGAAGUACAAAACUCAGCUGCAGGAGCAGUUUGACAACUUAAGUGCUGCCCAUGAAACCUCGAAGCUGGAAAUUGAAGCUAGCCACUCAGACGAAGUGGAAUUACUGAAGAAGGCCUAUGAAACCUCCCUUUCAGAAAUCAAGAAAAGCCAUGAAUUAGAAAAGAAAUCGCUUGAGGAUUUGCUUUCUGAGAAGCAGGAAUCCCUAGAGAAACAAAUCACUGAUCUGAAGAGUGAAAAUGAGGCUUUAAAUGAAAAGCUGAAAUCAGAAGAACAAAAAAGACUCUCAAGAGAGAAAGCGAAUUUAAAAAACCCUCAGAUCAUGUACCUGGAGCAGGAGCUGGAGAGCCUGAAGGCCGUGCUGGAGAUCAAGAACGAGAAGCUGCACCAGCAGGACGUGAAGCUGAUGAAGAUGGAGAAGCUGGAGGACAACAACACAGCGCUGGUCGACAAACUGAAGCGAUGUCAGCAGGAGAACGAGGAGUUAAAAGCUCGGAUAGACAAACACAUUGCGAUUUCAAGGCAACUGUCCAACGAGCAGGCCACCCUGCAGGAGUGGCUGGAGAAGGAGUCGAAAGUCAACAAGCGCCUGUCCAUGGAGAACGAGGAGCUGCUGUGGAAGCUGCACAACGGGGACCUGUGCGGCUCCGACAGGUCCCCCUCGUCCCCCGCCAUCCCCUUCCAGUCGCCGCGCAAUUCCGGCUCCUUCCCCAGCCCCAGCGUGUCGCCCAGAUGACACUUCUGCCCGCGGGAGACUGUCUGAGAGCACCGUCACAGGUCCGCAGGGCUGACCCACACCGUGGUCCAGGGAUCAAGAGCCACGUGGGCCGACGUGUCGUGACCGCCCUAGAACUGGAACGUCUUGACCCCCUGCACCGGCUCCUUGGGAGACCGGAGCUCAGGAGGAACACGUGGCUCUCUGGCCGAGGGGCUCCUCCCCAAAGGAUUUCGGAAUCGAUCUGCACGGACAUUUGCACAAAGCACUUAAAGAACAUUGCCUUUUCCACGUAAGCAUAAGGGGGAAAACUCUCAGGGGCCUCUUCAGAUAAAGAUUUAUAAGCUUUAUAAUGUUCUUCGCCACAGGCACCUUCUUGUGAUUUUUAUUUGGGGGACGUGUGAAUAAAAGGGAUGUAGCGAGUGUCCUGUGUCUGAUGCUGCCUCCUUUGCUGUGUACUGCAAGUCAAAAGCUGCAUAUUUCCGGGUCUGUACUAAUCAGCUAAGUCAGUGUAUGCAUCUCUGCAAAAAGCCAUAGAAGGAAGAGCAAUCGUUGCUUGAAUGAUGACGCCCUCUGCCACCCACUCCGCCCCGCCCUUGGACACGGGGUGGGGUGGGGAGUGACAGGAAGCGUUCCGACUGGUCCAUGUCUGUGCAGUGUCUGUAUCCUUUGGAAGUUUCUUGGCAUUCUUUCAGUGUUCAGCCAUGUCGGUCAAAACUAACAAGUUUGUGUUUUUUCCUGUAGACUUUUAAUGUUCCCAUGUGAACCUAACAUUUUACAACGAUCCAUUUUCUCAGGCUACGAGCAAAUGUAAAACCCCAAUUUUUCUAAAAUUCUGUAAAAAGAAAAGGGGCGGCAGCAGUGGAUUGCUCCCGCCUUACGUUUACCGUGACCUAAGCUGUCCUCACUGAUGUCAACUGUUGUCUUCUCCCCUGAGCCCCGCCUCCUCCCUUUCUUUCCUUCCCCCAGCCAGAGCCACAAAGGCAACCCUCCUACCUCCUUCCUAUUCUCUGGGACAAGGCUAGUGGCACAUGCUUUUCCAGAGCCAGCUCAUCCUCAAGGUGCUCACACCACGCUCCAAAUAAGCCACAGCCUGGACCUGAGAGUACAAGUUUUGGGAAACCCUAGAAGGAAUAUAGAACGAGAGAGUCAUUGGCUCAUGUUUAUCAAUGAACAGGAGUACCUUGAUGAAACCAACGAUGCAGCAUCUCAUAGAAGAUCAUGCCAAGUUCCCAUGCACCCUUUGAGUAACUUUCUGUCUUUGGGGAGGUAGAAUGGCCAGCUUCCGAGUAGAAAAUGUGGCUUUUCCUACUCGUAGGCCUCUCCUCCAGGUUGCAUUUCAGUUUCUCUUCCAAACUUCACUUAUUACCUCCCCCAGUUCUCACACUUUGGGGGAGGUGGGAGGAAGCACUGUGGCUUCCCCGCCCCACCGCCUACCCCUGCACGGGUCAACAUGGUGAUGUCAGUACUUACUGAUCUGCAUUGCUGACGUCUGAUGGCUGUACAGAUAGCCCCAUGAUAAGAACGGGUUCAGGAUACUAGAGGGGGGUCUUUGAGUCAUCAUUACAUGUACAUUACAUAGCAAAUUAGUAUUCAUGAUGCAUGGUGUUUUCUUUUUAAUUAUUAGUGAUUGUGUCUGAAGUCUAGGCUUCACUAGUGUAGUGUGUAUGUUACCUUCCGUGUGUGCUUCUGAUGAACGGGAAUAGGCCCACUGCCACCUUCCGAGAUCUCUCUCUGCUUACCCUUUCCAGCUGUGCUCAGUGUCAUUAGCCGAAGUUGGAUUUGCCACCCGUGCCCGCGCAUGGUAAAUCUCGUGCUGAUCCCCGCUCUCCUCCAUACCCUUUAGGUGUCUGGGGAAACCAAUCUUACACAGUUAGCAUAAAGUGUCUUCAGAGACAACUGGAGGGAAGGUAGGAAACAACAUGGGGAACUUGAAGAUUGUUUUCAAACCAAAUGUUUCACGUAGGAUGUACAAUGUCGGCACGUCGUACCGUAUACGGAUGUGUAAAAACUGUAAUUGUGCUCAGUUUGUAAUGAUGCAAAGUGUAUUUUUACCUUGAUUAAAUAAACUGCUGGAAUAUUUAAUA
Molecule: messenger RNA, 5785 nt
Organism: Myotis davidii
Lineage: Eukaryota; Metazoa; Chordata; Mammalia; Chiroptera; Vespertilionidae
Gene: MTUS1
Product: microtubule associated tumor suppressor 1
Exons: 13
Coding region: 165-3719 (1184 amino acids)
Cellular component (GO): cytoplasm; nucleus
Molecular function (GO): microtubule binding
Source: RefSeq, a predicted model, not a curated record